UAAACGAGAUUUUAUUUUGUGGGAUAGCUGUGUAUUUUGUUCUGUAUAGAAGAAUAAUGUGUGUUUUUUGUUGUUUUUAACAUGAUCUAAGGGACGUUGCGAAUAUCUUUUACAGCUAAGUUACAAGAUGAAUUCUAUUAGAAGAUGGUUAUAUCGACCAAAGAGGACAGAUACCUCGAUGUUAGCCCAGUUUUUCUAUGCCGAUGAGGACUUAAAUUUGGUUGCGGCAGAACUUGAUAGUUUUGAUGGAAGAAAGGAUCCUGAGAGAUGUUCUUUAUUGGUUAAUCAGCUGCGCUCGUGUCAAGACAGGGUACUCAAUAUAAUACAGCAAAUAAUGGAUGAAGCUAUACCUCAUCAAAGAGCAAGUAGAGAUUUUCGAGUAAAGUUCCCAGACGAUGUCAUACAGGAAAAUCUUUCUGGACAGCUUUGGUUUGGAGCAGAGUGUUUAGCAGCUGGUUCUAGUAUAAUGAAUAGAGAAAUAGAAAGUGCCAGUAUGAGACCAUUAGCCAGAGCAUUAACAAAGAACUUAGACAGUCUCAGAUCUGUUCUACGGGAACAGUGUCUGCGUAAUAUUAAUCAAUAUUCAGAAAGGAUAAGAGAAUCCUUGGUGAUAUUUGAUAAAUUGUUUGCUGAAUUUGAAUUGAGUUACGUAAGUGCAAUGGUACCAGUAAAGACUAUGAGAGAGUAUGAUAUGGUACAAGAAAUCACAGUUCUGUUUUCUGAAACGGUUCAGAGAGCUGUAAAAUUAGGUCAUUUGAGUGAAGAUAUGAUUAAUGAGUAUGAUCCAGCCUUAAUGUUUACAAUCCCAAGAUUAGCCAUUGUUUGUGGCCUACUAAUUCAUCAAGAUGGACCACUUAAUCCUGACAAUGGUUCUCUGGGUGUUUCGGAAAUGUUUCGUCCGUUUAUUACCUUACUUAUCAAAAUCAGAGAACUCUUGAUGACGCUUACUGAUGAAGAACUUGAUAGUUUAGAAAAAUCUUUAUGUAGUACAGAAGAUCAUUUUUUUCUAACAAGUGAUUCUGUAGGUAAUUCUUGUCAAACAGAUUUUGAUGGAGAAAAUCGUAUUUGUAGUUCCGUCAUCUCUUCCGAGAUUAGUUUUCAUGAUGCCCUAGAAAAUCCUUACACCUCUGUCGAUUCUCAAAGCAAUAGCAGUGAAGAGAGUGGCAACUUACACAAUGGUGGUGAGCAGAUUGCUACAACCAGCUCCUACGAUGAUAUACCGACAUCCACUCGAAUAGAAAAACAAGUUGACGAAUUGAACGAAACCCUCUCGGGUUCUUUGAAAAAAUGUGAUAGCAAUGAUUCAGGACUUCACAGUGAAAAUACAAGUAAUUCAGAGAGCCUUUACACUGUGUCCUCAAGUGACUCUCAAAAUACACUUAGCACUGCUGAAUUGUCUCCAUUAAGCGAAGGGGAAGCAACUCCAAUAGGGUUCAGUUUAGAGAAGGAAUUAACCAGUCCAGCCUGUGAUAAAUUAAAGGAAAGUAAGGCAGCAACUGAAGUGUUUAAUGAGAUCUUUACGGAAGAAAUCGGACAAUUGUGUGCAGAAAUACUUGAUGAAAUUCUAGAAUCUGUUUGCUCAAUUUGUCAAAAUGACAGUCAGUUUGUAUCAUAUGCUGAAGAAAACUGUGAAAUUUGCUCACGUGACAAUCAGUCUUCCGUGCCAAGUGUAACUGAGACUGAUACUGAUGGUGCCUGUAGAACAGUAAAUAGUGAUACCCAAUCUCACCGAUCAGAUUUAACCGAUUCUAUUUCGGGAAGCGAUAAUGAAUCUUCUUUGAAUAUUGAAAAUGACACGACAUACGUUGAGCCAGUUGUCGUACCCAAACCAGACGGUCAAACCAAAAAAUUUAAAUCAAAAAAUGGCCGACGACAGCGUCAAAACUCAAGUCCAUUUGAACGCUUAAAUAUUAACAGUAAAAGUGGUUCUAAUGAAAGUGACGAAAGGGUGUGCAAAACGUGUUUAACCGUACCCAGAAUACAAAGAUUAAGAUACACCGAGAGCUGGAAUUCUAAUUGUUCAACAUGUCAAAGUAGAGCUUCAAGUAUUGAAUAUGAGUGUGAUAAAGAAAGUUGUGCGAGUAGCGAUACCAGUUCCUAUACAUCUGAUUGUAAUGAUGAUGAAGAAAUAGCUUUAGCUGUCCAAGCUGCUGAAACAGCAUCUAGAAACGAAGCUAGAUCUAGAUUUAGAAGUAGUAGUGAUAUGAUUCACAGACUAUUUGUUUGUAUAUCAGGUGUGGCUGAUCAACUUCAAACCAACUUUGCUAGUGAUCUACGGAAUAUUUUACGAGCUGUUUUUGAUAUGAAUUGUUCCGAACCAUUGAUGAGUUUUGAUACAACAAGUAAAUCAGAAAUUAUUACACCACCAAGUAGUAAUGAUGCAGAAACUAGUAUCAACCGACAACCACGUACAACUAGUUCUAGACGUAUAAACCACUACAGACGACGAAGGCGAAUGCAAGAUCCCCCAAGAUGGAUGCCAGAUGAUCUCAGUUUACAUUGUCUUGCAUGUAAAAUUCCCUUCACGUUUGUUAGACGAAGACACCAUUGUAGAAAUUGUGGUAAAAUUUUCUGUGGACGUUGUUCUGCUAAUUCAGUGCCUUUACCCCACUUUGGUCAUAUAAAGCCUGUGCGUGUUUGUAAUAGAUGUUUUAUGUUUCAAGUUACCCCGUUCACUGUACAAAGCACAUCGUCGUAGUAACAUUGUAUACCUUGACGAUGACAAAUCAAAGAAGACCACGCUUUAAACUGUAAGGUCGCAACAAUGGAACUUUUAUUCAAUUACCCACAUAUAUUUGAUACAAAUUGUUUAUCUUUUAACAUUUUAAUUGUUUCUUUUAAUGUUAUUUUGAUAAGUUCUUUCUUGUUUUAUAGAAAUCAGUAAUGUUGUACUUCUAAUUUAAGUAUUGUUUAUGCUUUUUUUAAUUUAAAUUGUGUAACAAUCGCUGUCAUUAAUGAAGCCUUUACAUAUCAUUAUGCUGUGAUAAAUGAUGUAAAUAUGAAGAAGACUAUAAUAUUAUAUAAACACUAGAUUCUAGUGCUCGGUUAGUGCUUUAUGUAUAGUUAUCUUAACUUAAUAUAUUGUAUUUAUUACUAUUGUUAACUGUUAAUUAAUUUUGAAUAUGGUCAAUACAGAUUUACAUAUUUUCUGAUGACCAAUUCAUAGGCCACAUCCAUUAGAAAUAUUGAUUACCAUACAUUUUCGUAAUUGGAACAUUAUAACAGAAAACCAAAACAUUAAUUUAUUUGCAAUUUAAAAUUUGGAUUUUUUUUGCAAUGGACACAAAAAAAAGUAAAAAUUAUCUUGAAAUUAAUUCUGUACAUUUUUACUCUGAGAAAUGUUGUGAAAUAAAUAAAUUAUAUAAGUUUAAGUAAGCCAUCGUCCAUUUAUUAUUAUAAUUAUUGUGCAAUGUUUUUUUUUUAUGUUAGAUAUUUUAAUAAAUUGUGUUUUUGUGACAAAUUUAAAAGGACAAUUUUUAGAACGUACAAAUCAUGCCUUAUAUAGUAUAUAUUGUUCAUGUAUGUCAGUGAUUUUCUUAUAUAUGUUUUCUAAAGCUUUGUGUAAAAUAGCCAAUGUUCAAUUUUAAUAAAUAAAAACAAUAUAUUUUUAAAAUCGACACCUUUAAAAUAACAGUGCAUUUAAAGAGAGUAUUAGAGAUAGAUUGUUUUAAAAAUAUAAAAAUAAGCUCAUACUGAGUCAUGUACUGUUACAAUGGCAUUUAGUUAUUAAACUGGAUAUACACUGGACAUAAGUCUAUGGAAUACAGUACAUUAAUUAUUAUUUAUUACUAAGCAACAUUUCAAUCCAAAUUCUCUGGUGUUUAUCAAGCAUUAUAUCGCUCAGUAAUAAACAGUAAUUGUAUUCCGUAGAAUUGUCCCAGCUGAGGAUUGUGUUUGAAAUAUUGUUUUAUCACUAAGAAUUAGUCUAUUAAACCUUUUUUUGGGGAAAAAUAACAUACACAGAUCAACUUUUUAAUAUCCUAAUUGCAAACAUUGAUUCUUUAUUUUACUUGAACUCUUAGAGUUAUAUCCCUUUGUAUGUGUUCUAUAAAUUGAUACAGACUUGAGUAACAGUAUUACUGUUAAUAUUUAAAUAUUUUCCUUUUGCCAAAAUAUGCUUAAUUGCUUCUAAAAGGAAAAUAUAUGAAACAGUAACUAAAAAUUAGGCAUCAAGGAAAAAGAGAAAUUCACUCAAUAAAAUAUUACAAGUAUCUGGAUGAUUUUAUGAUUCAAUAUUUAACCACAUGGCAAGGAUUCAUCACGCAAGAUAUAUCACACAAAUAACAUUUAUCACACAAGUAACAUCUUAAUCACAAAUGACACACACCACACACAUAAUGGGAAUUAAAUUAUAUAAGUAAAAUAGAAUUAACAUAUGGAUUUUAUUCUAGAUUAAGAGCUACUGUUUAUCUGAGUAUUACGAUUUCUUCUAUUUUGAAUUGAUGUGUGUGACAUGUUAAAUAUAUAUUUCAUGAAUGUUUCAGAUCGUUUUUUUAUUUGUUUUUUUUUGUCAUAGGGUACAUGAGAGGUCAGAUAUUUGUCAUAUAGUCAAUCGCUAGUGAAAGCAGUAUAUCUUAUACUAUUAUUGAUCUAAAUUACAAUUAAAUAAAAUUCUAAAGUUUGAUAUAUGCCCACAUAGAAAUUUGGUUAUAUAUUAUCGUCACAUUGUCCGUCGUACAGCGUCAGUACAAAAGUUACCCAAGUUAUCACUCAAUUUGAAAUUGAUAGACAGGUUUUUUGUUCACAAUACAAGCCUAAUUUCUGUCAGUUCUAGCAAGAACUAGCAGCCUAUAAAACUUCAAUUAUUUCUGGUAAUUAUUUCUUGUGUUGUUGUCCUUGAUCAGUUUUUAGUGUACUGUAAAUAAAUGCUCACAUUACCUAUAAAAUAAACAUGUGACUGCCCCUCAAAUGACUUGGCUGCUUGUGGGCACAUGUUUUGUUGCAUCGCAACCUAUUUUUAUGAUAAUUAUUUUGAAAUAAAUAUUUGUUUACUUGUUAUAUGAAAAUCCUGAAAAAUAGCUGUAGGCUUAUUAUAAAUCUUGUGCUUGUAUGAAAUAGAUAAAACAAAUCAGUUUCUGUACUAAUCUCUUACAGUGUAUAAUACUUUUAUACUGGCUAACAUAAGAUUUGUAUAUUGGACAAAAAGAUAAUAAAAUGUUUAUAAUGAA
Patella vulgata (common limpet) is the source of this 5168-nucleotide messenger RNA. RefSeq names its product lateral signaling target protein 2 homolog. Gene Ontology annotation, cellular component: early endosome membrane. The coding region runs from base 128 to 2698 and encodes 856 amino acids. Lineage: Eukaryota; Metazoa; Mollusca; Gastropoda; Patellidae. Gene Ontology annotation, molecular function: metal ion binding. The record is from RefSeq and is a predicted model, not a curated record. The transcript has 12 exons.